Messenger RNA from Sphenostylis stenocarpa, 648 nucleotides. The record is from the annotation of a GenBank genome assembly. NCBI's taxonomy places the organism in Eukaryota, Viridiplantae, Streptophyta, Magnoliopsida, Fabales, Fabaceae.
AUGAGAACCCAUUUUCCUUUACUUUUCUUCACCCUAUCCCUUCUAUUGGGCCAAUCCAGACCCGACCCUGACCCACUUCAAGAUUACUGUGUUGCUGAUAACAAAGGUGAAUUUUUCAUUAAUGGGGUGCCUUGUAUCAACCCAGACAAAGUUUCCCCGUCGCACUUUGUAACAUCUGCUUUGUCUAAGAGUGGUAACACUAGUAACCAAUUCGGCUUCAGUGUCACAGCCACCAAUACUGUUAAUCUUCCUGGGCUUAACACACUGGGCCUGGUACUAGCCCGGGUUGAUAUCGCUGGCAAUGGGAUCGUGCCACCUCACUCGCAUCCACGGGCCUCAGAAGUUACCACUUGUCUCAAGGGACAGCUUCUUGUGGGCUUUGUUGACACAAGUAACCGUGUGUUUACCCAGAACCUGAAGCCCGGUGAGUCAUUUGUGUUCCCAAAGGGCCUGGUUCAUUUCUUGUUCAAUCGUGACUCAAGGGAACCAGCACUAGCCCUUUCUGGUCUAAAUAGCCAGAACCCAGGUUCACAAAUUGUAUCACUUGCAACAUUCGCUAGCAAGCCUCCUAUAAUUGAUGAAAUUCUUAAGAAGGCUUUCCAAAUUACGGGCAGAGAAGUGGAAACUAUUCGCAGAAACCUUGAAUGA